CGAUAAUCAACAUAAACCUGGUGUGAUAUGGUUCGUAACUUCUAGUUUCUUUUGAACUAAGCAUUCUUCCUUAAAAAUGCUUAGAAAACUAGCUUCUGGUAUUCUGCAAAGGCAUACGGCCGCUCAAUGCGCCGUGCCGGUCGCCCGAAUGUCCCAGUAUGGGCCUCAUUUCAUCCAGCCCAUCAUAGACAAGCAGAAAAUCGAUGCUCUACAGGAAUCGGGUGACUUAUCAAAAAUAUCACACGUCCCAAUCAAAGCCGCGCUGAACAACCAGACCAGCUCCGUGUUCUACGACCCACUGGUCAGCCAGUUCACAAAUUAUGUAAUGAAGCAGGGCAACAAAGCGUUAGCCCGCGAGCUGGUCGAGAAGGGUUUUGAAAACAUCAAACGUCUUCAGCUGGAGCGCUACCAUUUGGCCGAAACGGAAGAGGAGAAGGCAAAAAUCGAGCUAAACCCAAGGAAACUACUCCACCAGGCCGUAGAAAACUGUCGUCCACUGCUGCAACUGACUCCGAUUAAGCGUGGCGGUGUGCGGUAUCAGGUGCCAGUGCCGAUCACUGAAAAACGGUCGUACUUUGUCGCGAUGAAGUGGCUGCUCGAGGCGGUCCGUGAAAAGGAGAGGACUGUGCACUUCCCGGAGAAGAUGGCAUGGGAAAUUCUGGACGCAGCGGCUAACCAGGGAAAGGUUGUAAAGCGUAAGCACGAACUGCACAGACAAUGCGAAGCUAACCGUGCCUAUGCUCACUAUCGGUGGAGCUAAGUUCGGCUAUGCUGGUGUAUUUUUCGGAGAGUUAAUAAAGUGUAAACUAACAUAAAACAUAUAAA
This is a messenger RNA of Anopheles coustani, 825 nucleotides long. RefSeq names its product small ribosomal subunit protein uS7m (gene mRpS7). The record is from RefSeq and is a predicted model, not a curated record. Gene Ontology annotation, biological process: ribosomal small subunit assembly; translation. NCBI's taxonomy places the organism in Eukaryota, Metazoa, Arthropoda, Insecta, Diptera, Culicidae. The coding region runs from base 77 to 760 and encodes 227 amino acids. The transcript has 2 exons. Gene Ontology annotation, cellular component: ribosome. Gene Ontology annotation, molecular function: mRNA binding; structural constituent of ribosome; rRNA binding.